Brassica napus (rape) is the source of this 2117-nucleotide messenger RNA. Its product is annotated as WD repeat-containing protein 26 homolog. NCBI's taxonomy places the organism in Eukaryota, Viridiplantae, Streptophyta, Magnoliopsida, Brassicales, Brassicaceae. Bases 415 to 1929 code for a protein of 504 amino acids. Gene Ontology annotation, molecular function: protein binding. The record is from RefSeq and is a predicted model, not a curated record. The transcript is spliced from 5 exons.
CUUUUGAUAAAACAUUAAGUGCUAUUUUUGUGACUUUUGACCUUGAGUGGAACAAAAACUUGAUUUAGUGCUAUUUUUGUAUUUUUCUCAAUAAUUAUUUCAAAAAUAUAAUUAACCAAUUAUUUGAUUCAGUUUCCAUAGUAACCAUCAAUUAAUAUAAAUAAGCGGGAAGAGUAGUACACAUGCCUCGAACACACAAAAGCAGAGCGCUAAAAGAAAAUAUAAAUACGAAACUGAGUGAAAUCUCAUUAGACGUUAAUAUUUCGCUCUGAUUCUUCUUCUUCGUCGUCUUCUUGUGUCGACCUAUAAGUACUCUUCUCACUUUCUCUCGUACGCCUCUCUCUCUCUCUCUCUAUCACUUUCUCUAGUCUAAGAUCGCUAAAGCCGACUUGCUGGGUUUUGCUUCUUCUUUCGAUGGAUGGUACGAUAGGCUCCAAAGGUCUCGUCAAAAAGACCGAGCUCGUUAGGAUAAUCACAGAUGCACUCAUCUCCCUUGGUUUCAACGGCAUUGCUGCCGAUUUAGAGAACCAGUCUGGCGUUAAUCUCCUCGAUCCUACUAUCAAGCACUUUCUCGACCUAGCAGAGCGUAAAGAAUGGCACAACUGCAUUACACUACUACAGGAAGAGGGAUUACAAGUGCGUGAUGAAAAGGUUGCGAGAUUCUUGCUACUAGAGCAAACCUUUCUUGACUUCUUGAAGGAUGAUAACCUUGAUGAUGCACUGAACACUUUACAGGAAGAGAUGACGCCUCUCGGUGUUAAAAGGAGGCGCCUUGAAAAGCUUCCCUCCAAAUUUGUGUUUCCAGAUUCUGGUGAAGAGAGGUUCAUUGAGGUUAUGAGGAAACUGCAAAAAGUGUUUCCUCCUGCAGCUAUAGUGCCAGAAGGGAGGUUGGUGCGUCUCUUAGAAGAGUCACUUUAUCAUCAGAUGAGGGACUGUGAUUACCAUAAUGCUCCUGAUACUGAUAUGUCCCUAUGCUUUGAUCAUUGCUGUUGGAAAUCUAAAAUUCCUUCCAAGGCUGUUCAGACAUUGGUGGGACAUACUGAUGAGGUCUGGUUCUUGAAAUUCUCAAAUAAUGGCAAAUACUUGGCUUCUUCUUCUAAGGAUAACACAGCAAUUAUAUGGGAGAUCAAUGCAGAGGGAGGAGCGUUUUCGAUGAAGCAUAAACUUGAGGGACACGAGAAGCCAGUUGUAGAAGUCUCAUGGAGUCCAGAUGAUCAACAAGUCAUCACAUGUGGAGAAAGCGAAGUCAUCAAGCGCUGGGACGUUGGUUCAGGACAGUGUGUUCAAACCUGCGGAAGAGAUGAUGUUGGUUCCAUUUCUUGCGGAUGGCUUCAUGACGGUUCGGGUAUAAUUGGCGCGAUGGCAGACAGGCGGAUCUACUUGUGGAACUUAGAUGGGACUGAGAUAGAGCACGAGCAAGGGCAAAGGGGACAGAAGAUUUCUGAUGUAGCCAUGACGAGUGAUGGGAAGUGGAUUGUAAGCGUGGGAAGGGAGCAGAAUGAGAUCUCAUUGUUUGAUAGAGUGACUAGAGGUGAGACGGUGAUUCAAGUGGAAGGCAUGGUUACCUCGUUCUCGCUUUCGAGAGACGACAAGUAUCUUCUAGUCAAUCUCAUUACGCAGGAGAUCCACGUCUGGAUGAUUGAUGGCAGACGGGAACCACGGAGGGUUUACAAGUUCAGUGGCCACAAGCGUAGUAGGUUUGUUAUCAGGUCUUGCUUUGGUGGCUAUGAUGAAAAUUUCAUCGCCAGUGGGAGUGAGGAUUCUCAGGUAUACAUAUGGCACACAGACUUUGAGAGGGGACCUUGUUGUGUAUUGCCAGGACACGGAGGAGCUGUGAACUGUGUGAGUUGGAACCCCACUGAUAUUCAUAUGUUGGCCUCAGCGAGUGACGAUAGAACUAUCCGGAUUUGGGGACUUGACUUGGAGUGAUGAUGGCUUAGCUGCAAGUUUGAUAUUCAUUAUGUGCAUAGGAUAUAUACCUUUUAAGUGUGUCUCUUGUUUUCAUUUUCACCCUCUUGAUGUUUUUUUGCUUCCCUGGAGUACAAUAGAGAUAAUAGCAGAUGUUUGAUUACUAAUCGUGAGACACAGAAGACACAAAAAAUAUGCAUUUGAGAACA